GCCAGGAAAUGAUGAGUAACAAGGAGGGGAAGUCCUCCUGAACACGAAAUGCUGCUGGAGCUGCGUGAUGUGUCCUAACCGGUUAGCUUUGUCCUCUCCUUGAGCGAUAAAGGCGAAUCCCCAGGGCACAACAUCUGAACCCUUUGCGGGACAGCUGUCACCGGGUACCGCAGUCAGGGGCUCUCGGGAGCCUCGAUCGCAGCCACCGCCCGCGAGCGGAGGGAGGCCGGGUCUUCGUCGGACCGUUCCCAGCCACCGGCCAAGGCUCCGGGUCGCAGCAGGACGGCCAGCCGGCCCCCCGGGGUCCUCACCUGAAACCCCGCCCGCCGGCCGCUCGCGGAAACGCCUCCGCGCUGGGAAUGCCCGUCUGUGCACCCGAGCCUGACCCCUCCCUGCGCCCCGCGCGGCGCCUCCCCCCGUCUCCCCCUGCCCCGGGCGCUCCCCGGCCGGGCUUCCCCCUGCGCCCCGGCCCCGGGACGGUCUCGGGGAGCCGCCGCGGGGAGCGCGCAGGUGCUGGGAGACUUCCGGGGCGCGGGGAGCGCGGGCGGGGCGGGCCGGGCGGGGAGCUCCUUCGCGGGCUGGCGGGGCCCGGGGAGGGGCCAGGCGGCGGUCACUCCUCCCGGACCCGGGGGCGGCGGCGCUGGCGCUCGAGGAGGCUCUGGCGGACCGGCGGGGCGCUCCGCAGCCAUGAAGGGGCCCUGGGCCGUCCGUUGGCUGAUACUUACCUCUGUUGCCGGAUCACUGUUCAGAGGCGACAGUGCUCAGGUCGCCGAUGUCAACUCCAAGGUGUUGAAAUUGAGUAAGAACGCUACCGAAGGGGAGCCUGGAUGCAAGGAAGGUCUGCAUCGUGGGAGCAAGUUCUGCUGUCUGCCAUGCUCUCCUGGCACACGAAAAGCUGCCGACUGUGAAGAAGAUGGGGGUACAGCAUCCUGUAUACCCUGUGAAGAAGGGAAGGACUACACAGACACGAGCCAUUUUUCUCCCAGAUGCAGAAGAUGUAGAAUUUGUGAUGGAGAGCACGGCUUAGAAGUGGAAAAAACCUGUACCCGGACCCAGGAUACCAAGUGCAGAUGUAAAUCAAACUUUUUUUGUAACGUCUCUCUGUGUGAACACUGUAACCCGUGCAUGAUGUGUGAACAUGGAAUCCUUGAGAAUUGCACACCAACCAGCAACACCAAAUGUAAACAAGGAUCCAGCUCCAAACUUCUGUGGCUUUGUGCCCUGCUCCUGAUUCUACCGUCCGCACUAGUAUGUUGCUGUGUGUUGAAAAAGUACAGGAAUACGAAGAAUGGCCGCCGGAGAUCUACAGUCUCAUCUACUGUAGGUGUUGAAACGUGCAUCGGCUUCCUUAAGGAAACAGAGAAAGAGAGUAUCCCAAUGAAUUUCGCAGACAUCGACUUGAGUAAAUACAUCAGUAGCAUUGCCGAACAAAUGAAAAUAACUCAAGUCAGAGAAUUUGUCCGCAAGAACGGUAUCAACGAAGCCAAAAUAGACGAGAUCAAGAACGACAACCUCCAAGACACAGCUGAACAGAAAGUCCAGCUGCUCCGGAAUUGGUACCAGCUCCAUGGGAGGAAGGGCGCAUAUUACGCUCUGAUGAAAGGCCUCAGGAAAGCCAAUCUCUGCGCUCUUGCCGAGAAAAUUGAAGAUAUGGUCCAGAAGGACAAUGCGGGCUAACUUGAGAAUGGAAACUGCAAACACGAAAAUGAAAGACGAAGCCUGGCUGAAUGUGAAAAACAACUCAGUUCUGAGUGUCUACUAGUCCAUACAGAGCAAAAUGAGCGUCGGAAUGAGUUCUUAAUCGCUGUUGACCAUCCACACCGUUCGCGUGUUUACAGGGCGUGUUUACUUUUUCAUUCGUUAGGUUCUAGAGCUAAUAUAUUUACGGGUUUGGAGGGUCUCGUGAUUCUGACUUGAAGGACAUUGGGAAGACAGAGCCGGUUCAAAGUAAAUAUAGUAGCAUGACUUGUGUACAAGUGUGUGUGCAGAGGAGAAAAGAUUGGGAACACACUCUCGUGUCUAAACUCGAGUCAGAGGGUGUGGGUGUGAAUAGCAUCCGUGCAUGUGAAUGCAAAUGUCUAUCCCUAGGUUGAUUCCCCUCCAUAAAUCAAUAGAAGCUGUGAGUUUGUUGCGAUGUCACAAUCACUGAAAAGACCACUUCGCCUGUACCUUUACCUCCGUACUGACUCUAGAGAUCCCAUUGUUUUUGUAAACUUUCCACUCCGAGAAGAAUAUUUGAGGAAAGUUUGCAUGUGCUCUGAAUGUUUCUAUCUCAAAUAUCUUUGUACAGGUUACUGGCAUUUCCUUGUGAGGUAUUUCCAUGUUGAAUUCACACAGAAAAUGCAGACUGGAUUAUAACGCUUGGAUAUUUCCUAUUCGUCCGUACGCCAUCUUUCUGGAUCGGGAUGACUCACUCACUUCUCAGGUGUCGAAAUGUUUCCAUCAAGGAAGGACUACUGGAGCUUUGUUGCCUGUCCAUUCUCUGCCUGAUUGGCCUUGUUUGCCAACACGCUCUCCAACCCAGAAGUGCGGCCUAAGAAACCCUUAAUGAUCCGCUAAAAGCCGCUUAAUGAUCUAUCUGCCCAUAGAAACUUCUGGCCUGCUUUGGAGAGACUAACUGCUGUUACAGAAGGUGGCCUUGUGGUCUUUCAAGGACCCACAUCUACCACCGAAGAUGAUAAUGUAGAUUCCUAUCUUGUCCUGUUCCUCAAAAAAUGCUCAGUGAGGCUGCACGUGUCCUCUCUGGCGACAAGCCUACAGACGCAGCUCAGACACAGCAAAAGGGUGAAAUCAUCCUCAGGUUUUAGGAAGGCUUUUGUUACUCCCUGCAGCUUCCGAGACAAAGAAGCCCCCCUCCCCGCUGCUCCUUCCUUUUACCUGUAAACACUUCCGAAAGUUCGUGUUAAAUAUGAAUUUUAAUAAACGCUAUUUAUAUGUAGGUAGAUGUAAAUCGAAGAUAGUGAUAAACCGAAGCAGAUAGUUACAACCACCUAAAGAGCUUCCAUUGGCAAAGGAUCUUUUUUUCUUAUGUUUGGAAACAUAAAAUAUUUCAUUAAAAUCCUGUUUUUGGCA
Messenger RNA from Panthera uncia (snow leopard), 3072 nucleotides. It is a transcript of the gene FAS, whose product is annotated as Fas cell surface death receptor. The coding region runs from base 688 to 1677 and encodes 329 amino acids. The record is from RefSeq and is a predicted model, not a curated record. Gene Ontology annotation, molecular function: tumor necrosis factor receptor activity; protein binding. Lineage: Eukaryota; Metazoa; Chordata; Mammalia; Carnivora; Felidae. Gene Ontology annotation, biological process: activation-induced cell death of T cells; motor neuron apoptotic process; extrinsic apoptotic signaling pathway in absence of ligand. The transcript has 9 exons. Gene Ontology annotation, cellular component: external side of plasma membrane; CD95 death-inducing signaling complex; membrane raft.